UGCGGAGCCGCUGUGGGGCGCUGGUGAAGGGACGGGGCCGUGGAGCGGCCGCGCCGAGUGCGGGGUGACCUGUGAGGGACCUGGGCACGGCGGGGCGAGCGCGGCGCCUGCGAGCGGACGGGGCGCACGCGGAGCCGGGGAGGGGGUUACGGACGCACGGGAGGCGGCCCCGACGGUGCGGACGUGGCGAGAGGGGUCCCUGCGGGGGCUGAGCCCUCGGGGCCCGGGCGGCUGCUGAGGCCGCUGCAGCCCCGGACUCGUUGUGCCUUCUGGGGGUCCCUCAAGGUCCGUGGGCAGGUGGGGGCCUGGCGGCGGCGGGGGCCGAGGCACCCUGUCAGCGCUGAGGGCUCGGAAGGAGUCGGGUCUGGCUCAGGAAGCGCUGCAGAACCUCACGGGCUGUGUCUGCGCUGGCGUUAGCAUCCAAAUCAGCGCCGACUUGUAAUGAGGUUAUGAAACGAGCCUGUGUCACAGCUAAGUCCCACCCAUUUGCUGUGCUGCUGAGAUAGGCCACCCAUGAUUCCAUCCUGGGCUUUCGGGGUGACUGAUGCCGCCCCCAUCCCCUGCUCCAGUGACUCUCCAGCCUCAGCUGGAGCUGUCGGCUUAGCAGCCUGAUAACCUCCGAGUUUUGCGGGCUUCCGACCUCUAGAAAAAGAAGAAAGCUAUGUUUUUUUUAUUCUUGUCUUUAUCCCACGAAGCUCUGCCAGAGGGAUGUGUGUGUCUGUGGUAACUUCCUUCCAAUUCUGGCAUUUUCAGCCCUACCCAGAGGAGAUAGUGAGGUAAUGUCUUACUUGGGACUAAGAUAUGGAAAACAGCAAUGUGGUGAAUUCUGUACAAGAAACCCCUUUGUCCUUUGCAGACUCUGAUGUCAGAAACACCCACAGCUCUGUCUGCGGCUUGAAUUCUAACAGAAGUCCUUCAUCCAAUCCCAAUGGAGUUUCUGGUUACUCAGGGAAUACCAGGUCCUCAUUAAAGCCUGGUUCUGUUGAGCUGCUUGCCUCCUUUAUGCAAGAUAUCCAGAACAUUGGACAUGCUAACUCAGAAAUUGUGAGGAACUGUGAGACAAGGUGGAUACAGCUGCUGAGACUGGUAGAAAAACAAUGCCAGGAACAAAUAAAUGCCCAGCAAGAGCAGUUCCACCAUCAAAUCCAACUGAUUCAGGAUGAGAUAAAGGAGCUGGUGAGUUUGCAGAGCAGCACCUGGGCCAGGAGCCGGGCUGUGCCCGCCCCGCUCAGCCACAGCUUCCCCUCGGUGCCGAGCCCCAUGGGGAUGUGCUCGGAGGCGUUUGAGGAGCAGGGGAGCCUGGUGAGCCAGCUGAGAUCCGCCGAAGGGGAAGGCCAGCCCGAGGCCUCGGGGGUGCAGCAGGAAUGUGCGGGCAGCGAGGCCUCCAUGAACAGCGGCUACGGCUCCCUGUCCGCCUCGGAGCUGAGCCCGGGCCUGCCCGGCCCCGGCGCGGGGCUGCACGGUCAGCAUCAAAGAGAGCUUGCAGCAAAAAAACCACAGGAAAAUCGUUCAUCGGGAAGGAGGGAUAGCUUGGUUUUUCCCGCUGGGUUGGAACAUAAAGCUGAUGAAGAUCAUCAAUGUGGGAAAAAAGCCAGUAAAUCUUUAACAUCAUGGGCACAAAAGUUGAAACAAACCCAACCAAAAAGAGUAACUGCAGAUGAAGUAUGUGUGAACUCUAUGCAAGAAAAUGAGAGAGUGAAGAGAUUACCACUUGAGAAUACAAACCUUACUGAUGCUGCUUUGCCACCAUACACUUUUUACCUCAAUCAACCCAAGGAAAGUCCAAAUUCUGUAGUGUCAGAAGCUUCAGGACUUUCAUACUGGAAAUUAGAUGAAAAGGAGAUGUAUCACACUUUACCAGAGAAUUUCAGAAGUGAGUUGCCUGAUGUUUUCUCCAAAAGUACCACCAGUACAAAAGUACCACCAGUUCAGUUGUCUUCUGCUGAUGAAGGGAAGUUGUCAUCACUGAAGGAGAUUUAUCAUAAAAGACAAAGGGAAAACAAGCAGAUGCCAGACCAGAGUUUUAUGCCUUCUUCCCAGCCAAGUCACCCACCAGAGAUCUUGACGUUGGACCCAACCCUGCAUAUGAAGCCAGGCCAGCAGAACCAGGGACUCUGUUUUUUCAGGACUCCUGCAGACUCUGCUCCCUUUUCUCCAGACUCUAUGGCAGAGCCCGGAUUUCCAAGUCAUUGUGACACAGACUCUUUUUCACAGACAAGUCAUUCAUCUCAGUUAGAUGAUUCUCCAACACCCCCUGCCAGCAGCAGAGCUGUGCACUCGGACCUGUGGAGAAAUCACCCAUUCCAGGGUGAAAACAGGGCCAGCUCUCCCUUCCCAGUGGCUUACAGGGAUGCUGACAAUGAUAAUUCUGUCAACACUGAGGAGGAAGAAAUACUGACUCUAACUCCAUCUUCUGUUACUCAGUGUGCUGACAGCAGUUUGCCAGAUUACAGCCUUUCAGUGGCAUCUCUUGAAGACCCUGUGGUAAUGUCAAAGAUUAGGCAGAACCUGAGGGAAAAACACGCUCGACACAUCGCUGAUCUACGAGCUUACUAUGACUCUGAGAUCCAGAGCUUGAAACAGCAGCUGGAGUGCAGCCAGAGAACUGCUGCAUCUGAGGAGCUGAAGAAAAUCAAUCAAAGCCUUGCUGACAGGUGUGACCAGUUAGAUUCAGCUCUGAAUGAAGCAAGUGCUCACAUAAAAGCCCUUGAAAAUAAGAAUAAUCAGCUAGAAAAGCAAGUGGCAGACUGGAGGGAGCGUUUCUAUGCCCUCAGUGACAAUUCCAAAGCCCUGCAGGAGCGGCUGGAGGAGAUGCGCGCGAGCCACAAGGAGAAGGACAACACCAUCAGCCGCCUGCAGUCCAGGCUCAGGGAGCUGGAGGAGGCUUUUGAGAAGGCUUACAAGUUAUCUGACAACAAAAACACAAGGCUCCAGGAAGAAAACAAAAUGUUUCAAAAUCUUUUAGGAGAAUACGAAUCCCUUGGAAAAGAACAUGAAAGAGUAAAGGAUACAUUAAAUACUACUGAAAACAAAUUGCUUGAUGCAAACACAGAGAUUUCUGAUUUGAAAAGGACAAUUUUAAAACUUGAAGCUCAGCUCAAGCAGGUGGAACAUGAAAAUGCACUGAAACUUCGCCAUAUAAGUGAAAAUCAUUUAAGAACCUCUUGUGCCAACAAGUUGGGAACUCCUGAUGUCAGCAGGCGAAAGUGGUUGAUACCAGGAGCUGAAUAUUCCAUCUUCACUGGGCAGCCUUUGGAGGGCCAGGAAAGCCCCAAAGACAACAGGCUGGAAGAAACCUAUAUUCCUUCUAGGCACCAUUCUCCUCCUGAGAAAGACUCCUCACAGGAAGACUCCUCAACCAACACAAUAGAAAAGAAAGAAAAUGAGAUGUCAGAAGCACCAAUUAUAAAAGCCUUUAAAGAACUUGAAGAAGGAAAAAUUGUUAAAGAUUGGGGUACACAGACAGAAAAAGAAGAUGCACCAGCUAAGCCAUCAACUCGACGUCAGACUGUUGGGUUUGUUGAACCUUCUGUGGUUGCAAACCGAUCUCCAGAGAAAGGGAGAGACCAGCACAGACCCAAACGCUUCAGCUCCCCCUCUGGCCAGAGGUCAUCGUCCCUUCCUCCUGCAAACAGGAAAUCCAGCACUCCCACAAGAAGAGAGAUAAUGUUGGCACCAGUGUCUGUGACAUACAGCCCAAAACGAUCUCCAAAGGAAAACCUCUCUCCUGGAUUUAGCCAUUUGCUCAGCAGAAGUGAAAACACAGUGACAAGAUUUGAUAUACUUCUAGAUGACCUGGAAACUGGUGCUACUUCUACUUUACAGCACAAUAAUCCAAGGAAAAGGCUCCAGUUUCACUCACUAGAUGAUGUAGAAGGAAGGCAGCAUUCAGGUGCCAUACACAGCUCCUGUACUGCAUCUGUCAGUAAUGGAAUGAAGAAAGCAGCAGCUUGGGAGGAGAGGAGCCAGAGACACGAGGCAGUGCAAUCACCUUGUGAGGAAGACUUCAAGUACACAGCAAGGAUUCCAACUCUGGCUGAAACAGAGAGGCUUUUUGAUGAGCUGACUCACGAAAAGCAACAGAUUGAGGCUGCCCUGAGCCGAAUCCCUUGCUCUGGUGGAAGAAUGACCUUGCAAGCAAGACUAAAUCAGGAAGCCCUGGAAGAUCGUUUGGAAACAAUUAACAGAGAUUUGGGGUUGAUACGAAUGACUCUGAAAAGAUUUCAUGUUUUGAGAACCUCUGCAAAUCUUUGACAGUUCUCUCUCGACUGCAAAUAUACUUUUUUUUUUUUUGCACUAAUAUAUAACAAUGCACUCAGUAAAUGCAAAUUGUUUUGUAUUUUUAUAAACCCUCAAAAGUAGUUUUGCAACCAUGUUACCCUUUACAAACAGCAAUAUUUUGUACUUCAAACAGCCACCUCUAUUUUAAAUGUAUUUUGUUACACCUGAGAAAUCAAUGUUUAUCCUGUAUUGUAAUAUUUUUAGAAAUAUCAAUUAUUUUUAAAUAGUGAUAUUCAAUUUAUAAUAAGAAACUAAAAGGCAGCUUGUUUUCAGAAAAAAAAUGGUAGUGUUACCCUUUUGCACUUGGUUUUCCUCCACCAUUUUAUAAAUAUUUAUGGUGUGAUGUAAAUAUUAGCCAAGAGGAGAUUUUUGGACUUUAUUACAAAAAGCAACAUGAGUUACCUGUGUUAAAGAGAACCACUGUUCUGUGGUAAAUCCUUUUAAUUUAAACCUUUAUCAUGGAUGUUUCUCACUGGGACAGAACUGUGAGCAAUACUUGCACUGUGGCUGGCUGGGGCAGGAAAAUCCUUCUCUGCUGGAUCUGAUGUCCCUCAGCAGUCACAGUGAGGAGUAUUUUGAUACUGUGAGUACCAGGAUUCACCUGGCAGCAGCCUCCUGCCUCCCAGUGAACAACUCAACUCCAGGACUGGAACUCCUUACCUGAAGUUACUGGUUCCAUGUGCCAGCCUGGGUUUUGUGCCAGUGUUCUGUUCCUGUGCAUUUCAUGUAUUUGUGAACAUAAAUUAAUUUUUCUUGGUGAAAAAAAUACAUAUUUGCCAGUUGAUAUAUUGUUGCAUUACUGUCCAACAUUGAUAUUUUGGUUUGUAUUUUAAUAUUAAAUAAAUGUUUAAUUAGA
Molecule: messenger RNA, 5137 nt
Organism: Pyrgilauda ruficollis (rufous-necked snowfinch)
Lineage: Eukaryota; Metazoa; Chordata; Aves; Passeriformes; Passeridae
Gene: MPHOSPH9
Product: M-phase phosphoprotein 9
Exons: 25
Coding region: 802-4254 (1150 amino acids)
Cellular component (GO): centriole
Source: RefSeq, a predicted model, not a curated record